Molecule: messenger RNA, 1104 nt
Organism: Penicillium digitatum Pd1
Lineage: Eukaryota; Fungi; Ascomycota; Eurotiomycetes; Eurotiales; Aspergillaceae
Product: zinc-dependent alcohol dehydrogenase
Cellular component (GO): cytoplasm
Molecular function (GO): zinc ion binding; alcohol dehydrogenase (NAD+) activity
Source: RefSeq, a predicted model, not a curated record
AUGAUUGAGACAAUGUCGGAUACCAUCAUCAUUCCCAAGCAACACCGAGCUAUCAUUUAUGACCAGCCCGGAACGGUUUCGACGAAAGUUGUAAUGGUUGAUACUCCAGAGCCGGGAGUUGGAGAAGUCCUCAUCAGGCUCACGCAUUCAGGUGUCUGCCAUUCCGACUAUGGUAUCAUGACCAACUCAUGGAGCUAUCUCCCUGAUACCGAGACAGGACAAGUUGGUGGACACGAGGGCGUUGGUAAGGUCGCAAAGUUGGGACCAGGAUGUGAAAAAUCCGGUCUCAAUGUAGGGGACCGUGUUGGAGUCAAAUGGCUUGCUUCGACUUGCGGGAGCUGCGUGAUGUGUUACUCGGGCAUGGAAACCACGUGUCCCAAGUCUACAAUUUCUGGGUUCCGUACUCCAGGCACUUUCCAAGAAUUCGUUCUAGGACCUGCCAACUAUGUGACCCCUAUUCCAGAUGGCCUCGAGUCUGCGAAUGCUGCGCCAAUGCUUUGUGCGGGUCUCACCAUCUACUCGGCCUUGAAACGCAGUGAGGCAAAGCCAGGGGAUUUCGUCAUAGUUUCUGGUGCUGGGGGAGGAUUGGGCCAUGUUGCCGUCCAGCUCGGCAGUCGAGGAUUGGGGUUCCGAAUCAUUGCUAUUGACCGUGUGUCCAAGAAAGACUUGGUUAUGAAGUCGGGUGCGGAGCAUUUUGUGGACAUGGACGAAUUUUCCGAUAACGAGUCGCUUGUGAAUCAUGUAUUGGAGUUGUCGGGUGGCCUUGGAGCUCACGCUGCUAUCGUCUGCCCCGCCGAUAACAAGGCAUAUGAAACUGAGCUGUUGAUGCUCCGCCCGAAUGGUGCUCUUGUUUGUGUUGGAGUCCCUGAAGGCCAAAUGCAGGCUAUUGCUUCGGCAAAUCCCGCCGUGAUUAUCUUUAAACAGCUGAAGAUCAAAGGCUCUGCAGUUGGAACCCGGGAAGAAGCUAUCAAAACCCUGGACUUUGCAGCUCGCGGGAUCAUUGACCCGCAUGUCACUGUCGCGAACAUGGAAGAUCUUACUGGUGUCUUCCACAAGAUGCAUGGCGGUGGUCUCAAGGGCCGCGUUGUUAUCGACAUGUCUUAG